CACGUUAAAAUAGCUUGUUUGCGGGAGAAACCCUCGCCGGGAUCUUUCCGACGGAGCCGAGAGCCGAGGUCGAAAAGGCGGAGAGCGCGCUUCCUCGCAUCUUACAUCAGUCCCGGGGGUGUCUUAAAUGCGCGCGGAUCAGUGACAAGAUCACAGUUGCGAACUGACCGAUUUAAGGAUGGAUUGCUGGUCGGCCUGGCUGCUCCUCGUCUCGUUGCUCGGCGCACUCUUGCUCGCGGGCGGCGUCGAGUUAACCUUCGAGCUGGCCGACAACGCCAAGGAGUGCUUCUACCAGGAGAUCGAGAAGAACGUCUCGUCCACGUUGGAGUUUCAGGUGGUUACAGGUGGCCAGUAUGAUGUAGAUGUAACUUUGGAGGCUCCAAAUAAGGAAAUUAUCUAUAGUCAAGUGAAGACACAAUUUGAUUCGCAUAACUUUAUACCAACUAUAUCAGGAGUGUAUAAGGCCUGCUUUAGCAAUGAAUUUUCUACAUAUUCACAUAAACUUGUGUAUAUGGACUUCCAAGUCGGCGACGAAAUGCCGCUUCCUGGUCUUGGAGAACACGUCACAGUAAUGACUCAGAUGGAGUCUUCGGCACAGGAAGUGCACAAGAAUUUAAUCAGCAUCCUCGAUUAUCAGACGCAUCACCGUUUGCGUGAAGCACAAGGUCGCAAACGCGCGGAGGAACUUAAUGAACGGGUGCUUUGGUGGUCGGUAAUGGAGACAGCUUGCAUUCUGUUCAUCUCCGUGGGGCAGGUAUUCAUUUUGAAGAACUUCUUUACGGAUCGAAGUCCUUCUCAAAGUUAUUAGUGUGAUUGCAAAGUAAUGAAAAAGGAAAAACUCGUUUACUAUCGAGGUACACGAUCAUCGAUCGAAUUGUCCUCGUGAUGUUUUUUUUCAUCACCGGACAAAGUGCCAUCGUACUGUCCGCCGGUAAUAUGUCAAAUCUGCACGUUCUCUCAGCGGAACAUUCAUCGCGAACCUCUUCUGGCAGUCUGCUUCGAAUCUUUCGCUGAAAGGACUUGGCGAUCGGAAUCCAAAGAGCCGGUGAGAAGCACAAAGUGAUCUACAUCCUCGCGCGUAUCAUGAACGUAUGCAUCGUUCAUAGAUACUAAUUUAUACCGAGGAUAAGAACAUUUGCAACACGGGUGCUGAUACAACUCGGAAUGAUUAGAAGGGAGAGUGCAAGCAAUAGAAAUCUUACACAUACUCCUCUCGAUGGACACUCAAGUUGUACUUAUACUGGCCACAGAGACAAUAUAAUGGAUACUGAAGGGGACAUGGACAUCAUGUUUUUCUUACUGUGAAUGUGUAACAUAAUAAAUUAAAAGAUACUUGUGUGUAUUA
Molecule: messenger RNA, 1345 nt
Organism: Camponotus floridanus (Florida carpenter ant)
Lineage: Eukaryota; Metazoa; Arthropoda; Insecta; Hymenoptera; Formicidae
Product: transmembrane emp24 domain-containing protein 7
Exons: 3
Coding region: 179-808 (209 amino acids)
Biological process (GO): Golgi organization; endoplasmic reticulum to Golgi vesicle-mediated transport; intracellular protein transport
Cellular component (GO): Golgi apparatus; endoplasmic reticulum-Golgi intermediate compartment; COPII-coated ER to Golgi transport vesicle
Source: RefSeq, a predicted model, not a curated record